Molecule: messenger RNA, 3450 nt
Organism: Trifolium pratense (red clover)
Lineage: Eukaryota; Viridiplantae; Streptophyta; Magnoliopsida; Fabales; Fabaceae
Exons: 10
Coding region: 1604-3148 (514 amino acids)
Biological process (GO): proteolysis
Molecular function (GO): cysteine-type peptidase activity
Source: RefSeq, a predicted model, not a curated record
CAUUUUCAUCAUCAUCAACGCAUAAAUCAUCAACAUCAUAACUGUCAACACCGUUGCCAUCAUCAUCACCCUCGCCGGAAAUCAAAGCUCAACAUCAUCACCAUCGCCAUCAUCAUCAACGCAUAAAUCAUAUUUCAUCGCCAUCAUCCUCGCCGGAAAUCAAAGCCCAACAUCACUUCAUCCGUCGUCGUCGCCAUUAACGCUUUCCAUCUUCAACGUCACCGCCGUUCAUCAUUAGUUCAUCAUAUUUCAUCAUCUUCACCGUCGCCAUCAUUCAAAACCAUUCAUCAUAGUUCAUCAUCAUUCACCAACAUAUACAUAAUUUGAACGAACCAAACACAAAAUGGUGAAAAGAAAACAGGUUGACGAGUCAGGACCAAGCUUCAGCCUUGGCCUAUCGCAGUCAUCAGACUCGAAGGCUUCAUCUUCGCAUACUACCCGACAACAAAAGGGGAAAAUGCAAGCUGCAAAAGCAACUGAACAGAAGCAAAAACCUACCGAGGCUGAACAUAGGUUGAGACACAAUUUGAGCAUACCUAAAGUGUAUGAUAUUAUGCAAUCUGUCAAUGGAAAAAAAACAAAAAAGAAGAUAAUUGAGGUAUUGAACGAAUGCAAGUUUGGAGGAAUGCUGCACAUUUGCAAUUGGACAAGAAUCCACACAUUCUUUGUGGAUUGGAUCGUAAACAACUUUGACAAGGAUAACAUGUGCAUCAGAUUGACUACGACAAAAGUGCUUGAAUUAAAAGAGCAUGAUGUCCACCGCGUAUACGAGCUUCCAAUGGUUGGAAAAAAGAUAAACACCGGUGUUUGCUCGGAUGAGGCAAUAAAAAGGUUGAGGGCAGAAUUAGGAUUGAAUGAAGGCUUUUCUCAAUAUGUGAAGUUGGCAGAAUUGGAGAGAGUCUUGAAGACAACCGAGAAACCAACUGCUUGGGUGAAGGGCGCAAUAUGUUACACAAUUCACAACAUAUUGUGCCCGACUAACCACAGUGAUGUCUCUCUUCACUAUGCCCACAUCUUAGAAGAUGCAGCCAGUGUUUCAUCGUACAAUUGGUGCGCACAUAUCCUAGAUUAUAUGAAAUAAGGACUGCGAAGUCCAGGUGUUGCAAACCCACUUGCAGACUUUCAUUUCCUAUUGAUUAACUACUUGGAUAAAAUGGGGAAGAGAAGCCCAUUUUUAACUGGAAAAUACAAGCACCCAUCACUUCGGGAUUGAGAUGUAAAGAUGGCAAAUCAAGACAUUCAAAAGGUUUAUGAUGUCAUGGGUCUUGAACAUGGUUUGACAGCUGGUGUCACACAACUGAAUACCACUGAUGAACGGUCGUUUGUAAUGUGUUUUGAUCCUAAUACAUGCCCACUAUCUGAGGCAGAAAUGCACCUCAAUCAUUGUAGGGCAUGUAUACAAAUCUACAGUACAAGCGUAGGCACCUUGGAACGAAGAAUCUCUCAGGCAAAGGGGAAAACUUUGAGGUAUAAAUCUUCAGCGAACAGAAAAAAAGUAGUACAAGGAGAAGAUGGACAAGCUCCAUAAACACCACUUUCCCCAACACAAGAAACAAUCAUUAAGUUUCCCGAGUAUUUUCAUGACGGUAAAGUUACAGAUGAAAUGAAGGAAGACAAAAAGGAGGAGAAAUCUGAUGAAAUGAAGGAAGAGAAAAACGAUGAGAAGAAGGAUGACAAAAUUGAGGAGAAGAAGUAUGAGAAGAAGGAUGAGAAAGGCGAUGAGAAGAAGCAUGAGGAGAAGGAUGAGACAAAUGAGACAAAGGAUGAGACAAAGGAUGUGGGAUGUGGAGUUGAUAAGAAAAAUGAUGAGCAUCCAAGUAGUGAAGAAGAAGAGUUUGAUGUAGAUAAGAUGGAUGAUCUAGUGAAGACGACAUGCAAUGUGGGACUUUCACCCACACAGGAAACAAUUUUGAAGUUUCCGGAAUUUUUUGAUGCCCCUGAAGGUUCAAGAAGAAAGAAAGAGGAUCCAAUGAAGGAGACACCAUCCAAAAAGGAUAGUCUAGACAACAAAGAAGAUCCAAUAAAGAAGACACCAUCUAGACAUGAUCCGGUGGAGGAGCAGAAGGAUAUUAUAGAGCCAACUCCCUUACGAAUUGUGUUGCCGGAUCAAAUUAUAGACUUGAGUCAAGAGGUCACCAUGAAGCCAAAAAGGAGGAAGCAUGAAGUCGUGGAGGAUCGUACAUACCUUGACCGUAGACGAGCAGUCAAAAAUUCAAAGUACUUAACAAGUCCUUAUGAUGAUGCAGUUUAUGAGUCAACUGCAUCUAAGUUGCAGAAAGACGUAUCCACCUUUGCUUGGAGCACUGCACUCGAUAAGUCAGAAAUUCUCUACUGCUCCGGAUUUCAUAAAUUCUCUCUUCAACGAUGUGAUUUGUGGACCCUAAACAAGGACAAAUGGGUGCAUUGCUUUGUUGUCAACAUUUGGGUGAAUUGCUUGAAUUGGGGCCAACGUACCAGAAAAAUGAGAAGGCUGGUUACACGAUAUGUCAAUCAUGACAACUUGGAAAGACCCGGUGCAUUGGAAAUGGAUCAAGCAACUGCAUUCAGAAGCUUUGUUGACAAGCUUAAAUGGUUCAAAUACCUGAAUUGGAAGAAAAUUGACCCCACUAAACUAGAAUACAUCAUGACACCAGCACUCAUUGGUAAUCCAAGGAGUCACUAUGUGUGCUUUGUUGUUAAUUUCAAAAGCUGCACAUUCCAAUUCUUGAAUAGCAUUAAUGGAGAGAGGUUCCUUGUGAAGUCAGGAGAACCAGCCACUUACAAGAAGAUGUUUGAUGUCUGGUUUAAGGAAGUCGAGGCAUUUGUCAUAGAAUUGUAUAAGCAUUGGAAAAUGGCAAUGCCUUUCGACUUCAGCAAAUUUAAGUGGGAAACUCCCAAAAUUCCAACUCAACCAGACAAAGACAAUUGUGGAGUUUUCUGCAUGAAGUUCCUAGCUGAAUGGGAAGGUGACAGUAAGACCUCAAUGGACUCUUUCAAAGAUUGGAACAAACUCAAAAAGCAAGACAAAGUGGCAAAGCUAAUGGAUUUGAGGAUUGGAAUAUGCUCCACAAUUUUAACUCACUGCAGCAAUUCAAAAGCGGAAUAUGUGGUAAACAAAGCAGCUUCUUACUAUCAAGAAAUGGCUCAAAAGCUGCAACAUGAUGUCUAGGUUCUAGAUGAUGUCUUACUUAGUUUUUGGAUUUGUAUAUAGAUAAAUUUCUGAAUUUCUUGUUAUGUUAGUUUAUGAUAGAUUUCUGAAUUUUUGAAUUUUUGAAAAUGCCUUGCUUAAAUAGGUUCUAGAGGAUAUAAUGAGUGACCAAGAGUCAGAGACCAGGUUGAAACUUUUUUAUGUAUUCAUUGUUGAGUCUCUGACAUGUGAGUUGGUGUAUGAAGAAUUGGUGGUUCAUGUCUUAAUUCCCAAUUUGGUGGAGAAGGCAUAUUUGUUAUUUAUUAUGAGUUAUGUCAUUUUGA